AUGAAUGUCUCCACCGAGCAAAUCAACCUGACUGUCACCUCAUAUCUGAUCUUUCAAGGCAUUUCACCAAAUCUAUGGGGACCUAUCUCAGACGUCAAAGGGCGUCGGAUUGCAUAUGCCGGCACAUUUAUCGUCUUUCUCGGCGCUUGCAUCGGUCUGGCAGAAGCAAAGAACUAUGCCACUUUGAUUGUUCUACGGUGUCUUCAGAGUGCUGGCAGUGCUAGCACAAUUGCUAUUGGAUCUGGCGUAAUAGGUGAUAUUACUACCCGUGCAGAGCGCGGAGGGUUUAUGGGUAUCUUCCAAGCGGGGUUGCUUGUCCCUGUCGCCGCAGGACCGGUAAUUGGAGGUGCAUUAGCAGGAACGCUGGGAUGGAGAGCAAUAUUUUGGCUUUUAGUCAUAUAUAGCGGUGUUUUCCUAAUAACGCUGCUGGCUCUCCUUCCGGAGACCUUGCGGUCAGUGGUUGCAAAUGGAAGUCGGGUUCCUUCCAACUGGAUAGCUGGAUACCCGCUGAGUAUUUACAACAAGACCACAACAGUUGAGUGGGAACGGGACACCACAACUCCGCCUGGGGAGAAGAAGCGAAUUGACCUCACUGGCCCAUUUUGUAUUCUUAUACGCAAGCACGCUGCCCCAAUCAUCGUGUUCCUCGCUAUCUACUAUGCGGUGUGGCAGAUGAGCAUCACGGCUAUGUCGUCUCUCUUCAAGGAUCGAUAUGGCUUGAGCGAGACCCAAAUCGGCUUGACCUUCAUCGCCAAUGGCGUUGGGUCAAUGGUAGGGACAUUGAUCACUGGAAAGAUACUCGACAUGGACUAUCGGAAAAUCAAGACCGAGUUCGAAGCUCGCUCGACCGCGAAUAGCGAGGCAGGUAUGGGCGAGUCCCAUACGACAGGACAAGAGGACUUCCCUCUCGAAAAGGCUCGUCUCCGACUCGUGCCCGUAUUUGCCUUUCUGCAAUGUCUUUCCCUGGUUUUGUUCGGCUGGACAAUUCAGUACACCGUCCACAUUGCAGUCCCAAUCAUCUCUACCUUCAUCACGGGAUGGACGGUCGUAUCUAUGCAAUCUGUUAUCAUGACCUAUCUUGUGGACAUUUACCAAGAUAAAAGUGCGGCGGCCAGUGCCAGUAUCAAUCUUGCUCGAUGCCUGUUCGCUGCUGGAGGGACCAGUUUUAUCAUGCCACUCAUCGAUGCAGUGGGAGCUGGAGUGACCUUCACAAUCUGUGUUGGUGUUCAAUUGCUCGCAUUGGGUGGUCCAUUCGUACAGUGGAGGUUCGCUGCCGGGUGGAGGAGGACAGACCAUGAAGAAAAAAUGAAUGAUUCGAAAGCUUGA
Molecule: messenger RNA, 1326 nt
Organism: Penicillium longicatenatum
Lineage: Eukaryota; Fungi; Ascomycota; Eurotiomycetes; Eurotiales; Aspergillaceae
Product: putative MFS multidrug transporter
Exons: 1
Coding region: 1-1326 (441 amino acids)
Biological process (GO): transmembrane transport
Molecular function (GO): transmembrane transporter activity
Source: RefSeq, a predicted model, not a curated record